CAACGAGUAAGGUUAAAAUGAAAGUUAUUCAAGACAUUUUUAUCGUUUGCUUUUUAACAACACUAUCAAUUAAUGUUAAUGCUACGUGCAAUUUUCUACAUUAUUGCAACCAAGAUUCCAAGGGACACUACCAAAGCUGUAUUCAAGCUAACGGAACAGAACCAGAACCUUUAAACAGUACCCACGAGAAGUAUAAUGAGGCCAUAGCCAAAUUAAAGCAGUACUGUGGUUUCUAUUUUCAAGAAGGAAGUGAAGUUCCUGUUGAUCUGUGUUGUGAUGUGGAUCAAGUAAUAACCAUGGCUAAAGGGUUUCAAAAUACAGUUCCAUUUCAGAGGUGUCCAACAUGCAUUAAUAAUAUUUUGCCUGCAUAUUGCCAGUUUUCAUGUUCUCCAAAUCAAACGGAUUAUGUAAAAAAUUACACCUAUAAUGGGACAUUAGAUGAAGAUGCAUAUGUAACGAGUGUGACGGUCAAUGUGACUUCAAGUUAUAUAGAGAAAAUAUAUAAUUCAUGUAAAGAUGUCUCUCUUCCUAGUACUGGAGGAUCAGUCCUAGCAAGUGCUUGUGGAAAAUAUGGCGCUACUUGGUGUAAUACAGAAAGAUGGUUUGGUUAUAUGAACGAUCCAAAUGAAAAUCCAUUUGCCCCAUUUCUUGUCAUAUAUAACGCAGUUGACGAUUCAGUGAGUGGAGCUAUAAAUCAUACAACUUAUAUGUGUGAUAGUGCUUGGCCCAAUUCUUCAGCCUGUGGUUGCGUAGAUUGUCCAUCAAGUUGCCCUACCAAUCUCUAUACUAGUUUAGACAGUAUAGAUUUAUUAUUUGGAAAUAUUUCUUUAGUUUCGUUGAUUGUGUCUUGUUGUUUAUUGCUUCUUGUCUUAGCAAUAGCAUUUGUUAUUAUAUUAGUAAAUAUUCUGAGACCCAGGACCUCGCUUUCACAACAAAAUACUUCUAAGAAAAAUAAGAAAACCAUAGGUGAUACUAUUCAUAACUUUUUGGAAGAUAUGUUUAAGACUAUAGGGAAAACAAUGGCAGAUAAAAGAAUUAAAGUUUUAUUGAUGGUAUCAAUCGUUAUUAUUUGUUUAUCUGGUGGAUCCAUUUUUCUGAAGGUUACAACAGAUCCUAUAGAAAUAUGGGCCGCUCCAAACAGUAGAAGCAGGCAAGAAAAAGACUACUUCGAUAAAUAUUUUUCGCCAUUUUACAGAACUAAUCAAAUAUUUAUUAAGUCUGUGGGAAUUGAAUCAUUCAAUUUUUCUUCUAACUAUGGGGGAGACAUAACAGUCGGCCCAGCUUUCAAUAAAACUUUUUUAUUAGCUGUAUUUGAGCUACAAAAACAACUUGAAAAUAUUACAAUAGACUCCAUUGAUGAUGAUGGCUCUCCAGUAACUAAGGGAUUAGAAAGCAUUUGUUAUUCUCCCAUCAGAACGAUAUUUUCAGCUGAUAAAACAAUUAAUGAAUGCACCGUCAUAUCAUUAUUGGGGUUGUUUAAUAAUAAUUUAAAUUUAUUUAAGGAUGCUGAUCACAAAGCAAACCUCGAAACCUUAAUUACAUGUUUGCAAGCUCCUUACAGCAUAAAUUGCUUGGCGCCAUAUGGAGGGCCCAUUUUACCAGGUUUAGUAAUGGCAGGAGCUUCAACAGAAAAUAAUUACUUAGACGCAGUUGGAGUGUCUCUAACCUUUUUAGCUGUUAACGAUUUAAAUAAAGAAAAUCUCGUUGACACAUACGCUUGGGAGAAAAAGUUUAUCGAAUUUCUAAAAAAAUGGGAUAUAGAAGAACGACCUGAAUUUAUGGAUAUUGCGUUCAGCGCAGAAAGAUCGAUACAGGAUGAAAUAGAUCGAUUAUCUGAAUCUGAAAUGGUCACAGUCUUCAUAAGUUAUGUCGUUAUGUUCGUUUAUAUAGCAAUUGCUUUAGGAAGACUUGCAGGCUUUAAAAAAAUAUUGCUUGAAACGAAAAUACUCCUUGCGGUUGGUGGAAUAAUAGUUGUACUAAGUUCUGUUGGUUGCUCUAUUGGAGUGUGCGGAUAUGUUGGAAUUACAACCACUCUCCUAACAGUAGAGGUAAUUCCCUUUUUAGUCCUGGCUGUCGGGGUAGACAAUAUUUUUAUUAUCGUUCAGGCCCACCAAAGAAAGAAAAAGAAUGUGGAGCUGACUGCAGCCGAAAAUAUAGGAGAUACGAUGGGAAAAGUUGGACCAAGCUUGUUACUGACCAGCUUAUCGGAAAUAUUUUGUUUCGCAAUUGCUUCUUUAUCUACCAUGCCUGCUGUUCACACGUUUGCAUUGUAUGCAACGAUCGCUGUCCUUUUCAAUUUCAUCCUUCAAAUAACAGCGUUCGUGGCGCUGCUUUCGUUAGAUGAAGAAAGGUACGAGAAUAAUAGACUGGACAUGUUGUGCUGCAUAAAAAUGGACAAGAUUGACAAAACGCCUAAAGUCGGUUUCCUCUAUAAUCUCUGGGCUAAUUACUAUACACCGUUUGUAAUGAAGUUGCCAGUGCGAUAUAUGAUUUUACUGAUUUUUACCGUAACAUUGAGUUUAUCCAUAAUGGUAAUACCAACAAUUGAGCUGGGUUUAGAUCAAGAACUUUCCAUGUCCGAAGACAGCCAUGUCCUGAAAUAUCUUCAGUUUAUGAAAGCGUUAAUGAAUAUUGGUGCUCCAGUAUAUUGGGUAACAAAGGGAUCAAUUGAUUAUUUUAAUCCUGAAAUUAUGAAUAGAGCGUGCAGUGGAGUAGGUUGUUCCGAACAUUCAAUCAGCACCCAAUUGUAUAUGGCAUCGACGCAAUCGAACAUGACAUAUCUUGCAGUACAAGCAAAUUCUUGGUUAGAUGACUUGAACGACUGGAGUGACUCAGAAAACUGUUGCAAGUAUUUUAAAUCAAAUAGUUCUUUCUGUCCUCAUAACUAUCCCACUAGUUUAUGUGAGACAUGUUAUUUUUCACGUAUAGAAGAAAAGGAAAAUUUAACUAGGCAGCAGUAUUAUAAGAAAUUUUUUGCCCAUUUCCUAAAUGACAAUCCGGAUCCUAACUGUGCUAAAGCAGGACAUCCUUCCUAUGCGGGGGGAAUAACUUAUUUAUCCAACAAUGAACAAGAAGCUGAAAUAUUAUCCUCAAGUAUAAUGUCAUACCACACGGUAACAAAAACUUCGAAAGACUACAUUGAAGCUCUAAAAUAUGCCCGCUAUAUAGCUGAUAAUUUGACUAAAACUAUUGAUGUCCCUGGAGUGGAAAUAUUUCCGUACAGUGUGUUUUAUGUAUAUUACGAACAAUAUUUGACAAUAUGGAUGAAUACGAUAGAAUCUUUGGGUUAUUCUUUGGCUUUAGUUUUGGUGAUAACAUUUAUUGUUACUGGAUUUAAUAUUUUUUCAUCAUUAAUUAUAACGGUAACUGUAUUCAUGGUUGUACUACAUUUAAUGGGGAUGAUGUGGAUAUGGAAUAUCACCUUAAAUGCAGUCUCUUUAGUAAACUUAGUUAUGAGUGUUGGUAUUGCUGUGGAGUUCUGUGGUCACAUUGUCCACUAUUUUGAACAUUCUUCAAAGCAAAAUGCUUUAGAGCGAGCAUCUGAUUCUUUAGCAAAUAUGGGUAUUUCGGUUAUAAGUGGAAUUACUUUAACGAAAUUCUCUGGAAUAGCUGUAUUAGCAUUCGCUAAAUCUCAAAUAUUCAGAAUAUUCUAUUUUCGAAUGUAUUUGGGGAUUGUCCUUUUCGGUGCCGUUCAUGGGCUGGUAUUCUUACCAGUAUUCCUUAGUUUUGUGGGUCAACUGAAAUACCCAACUAACACAAUUAAGGACCAUAAUUCCACUGAAAAUGAUGUGCCAACUAAUAACAUACACAAUUCUGAAGGAAAAUAGAAGAUAUGAUGAGUAUGAAAUAUAAAUAAUUCUCAUAUAGUUACCUAAUUUAUACGAUAAUUACCUUAAAAAGACUCUCUGAUUAAUUUAUUAUACAUAUUUGAUAUAAGUUAUCCAUAAUAAAAACUAAUUAAUUCAUUAAGCAUUAA
Messenger RNA from Anoplophora glabripennis (Asian longhorned beetle), 3976 nucleotides. Its product is annotated as Niemann-Pick type protein homolog 1B. The record is from RefSeq and is a predicted model, not a curated record. Gene Ontology annotation, molecular function: lipid carrier activity. Gene Ontology annotation, cellular component: membrane. The transcript has 24 exons. Lineage: Eukaryota; Metazoa; Arthropoda; Insecta; Coleoptera; Cerambycidae. Bases 18 to 3827 code for a protein of 1269 amino acids.